This is a messenger RNA of Acytostelium subglobosum LB1, 1446 nucleotides long. RefSeq lists its product as hypothetical. Lineage: Eukaryota; Evosea; Eumycetozoa; Acytosteliales; Acytosteliaceae. The coding region runs from base 1 to 1446 and encodes 481 amino acids. The record is from RefSeq and is a predicted model, not a curated record. The transcript is spliced from 2 exons.
AUGUCAACAUCCAAUCCUACAAGAUACAACUGCCCACACACAGUGUGUAGCAACAACAAUGGACAAGGAUAUCUUAAUCUCAACUCACGUUAUGUACACGCUUAUAAAUCAAAGCACUAUUAUCUGAGUUCUGGAGUCGAAUGCGAAAGAUGCGUGAUAAACGAAACAAAGAAACCAUCAUCAUCAUCAACAUCAUCAUCAACUAUCGUCUCAAUCCCCAAGAACAAGGACAAGAACAAGGACAAGCACAAGAACAAGAACAAGAAGAAGCGUCGAUUACGUUUAAUCACAAACCCCAUUGUUGAUCGAGAGCUUAUAUUGGCCAAAAAAUCAUACAUGGCCACUGCCAUAGCUAUAUGUUUGAGCAAACAGAAUGGUGUUGAAGAGGCAGAGUCUGUAGUGGACAAGAUUCAAAACAUGAUAUCAAGUGGUGAUGUAUUGGAUGAUGGUGAUGAUGGUGAUGACGCUACCAUCCCCAAUCCAAUCACUCGACUGAAGGAAAUCAUCUUGGAUGAUAUCAAAAAGUGUUUGGACUCACCGAGCGAGAAGAGUAGUCCAAGUGCACUGCUCACGACAAUACUACUCGAGACAUUUGAUCGUGAGAUCGACCAGUCGUUGACUUCAUUGCCCAAUCUGCAACUGGCAAGAUCAAUCGCAAUGAUCGUACACGACGAGCUGGAGAGCGUCGACCGCUAUUUCUGGAGAAUGCACAACUCUAAACAAUGUACACAUGAGGAUUCAACAACUGGACGUUGCACAAGUCGUCCAAGCAAGAGAGACUUUCGGACUCAUCUGCGAUCCCUUCAUCACAGGAAACAUGUGGAGGAGACAGGCGCAACUCAAUAUGUCUUGGCAGACUGCCCUGGAUGCAUCGAUUUUCUUUCAAAGCAACAACGAGUGGACAAUGAUCAAUAUGAAGAGGAUGAUGUAGUGGACUUGGUCUAUGACAGCGAAGAAUAUGAAGACAAUGAUGAUGAUGAAGAUGGUGAUGACAAGAUGAAAGACGAUUCAUCUUCCAAAGACGUUAAAAGAAUGGUUGGUCUCUUCAGGAAGUUGGAAUCCAUCUUCCAUGCAUUUCCAAACACAGUGGAGGUCAACACAAUCAUCACGACCUUGAUGAAUGAGCGAGUGCAACAUGAAGUAGAGGUACAAACUCCAGACUUCAAUCUUCAGGAUGUAAUUAACAACAACAACAACAACACCACCGACAACAACAAUGGCAAUGACAAUGACAACGACAAAGACAACAACAACAACAAUGGCAACGACGGCAAUGACAACCAUGACAACCAUGACAACCAUGAUAACCAUGACAAUAACAACAACAACAAUAUAGAGAGUAACCAACCACCUGAUAUAAUCGAUGUCGAUCUGGAUACAUCCGACGACGCAAGCACAAUACCUGAACAACAUCCAAUCUACAAGAAGCUAAGGCGGAGACACUGA